UACUUCCCAUAAAUUUCCACGGCGUUUUUGCAGAGGCACAAAGCUCUGCUAAUUUCUCUUUCUACUUUCUCUCUCUAGGGUUUAUUCGCCGCCUCUUUAAUAAUGGCUCGCCGUAGCUCCGGUGGAAGAUCUGCACGUUCAGCUCCUCGUCCUGCUCCAGCACGUAAUCAUCCUCAGCCAGUAAAUCAUGCUCCUCCUCCAGUUCCUGCUCAAGCCAGCAGUGGUGGAUCCAUGCUUGGAAACAUUGGUUCAACCAUAGCCCAAGGAAUGGCUUUUGGCACUGGAAGUGCAGUGGCACACAGGGCUGUGGAUGCUGUUAUGGGUCCUCGGACAAUCCAGCAUGAAACUGUUGCUUCUGAAGCAGCUGCACCAGCACCUGCCGCACACAGUAUUGGUGGCUCUGAUGCUUGCAGCGUGCAUUCAAAGGCAUUCCAAGAUUGCUUAAAUGGCUAUGGCAACGACAUCAGCAAAUGUCAGUUCUAUAUGGAUAUGUUGGCAGAAUGUAGGAGAAACUCUGGUUCUAUGAUGAGCUCCUAAGUUUGGUAUCUCUGCCUCACAAGCUCUGAUGCAACAUCUAUUUUCUGAUUUCUGGUGAAUCUUUUUAAACUAUAGUUUGAAUAUUCUUGUCGGUGGACAUCAUUACCAUGAACUUCUUAGGGAUACUUUUUCAAUAAAUAAUGGUUUGAAAAUGCGAACAUGGUGCAGUAUUUUCUAAAUUGCUUCAAAUGGAUAUGGCCUAAUUUUACGAACGCAUUUUAUUACGUUGAUAUAUUCUAUAAUCACGAUGCAGAGCUUGUUCCA
Messenger RNA from Olea europaea var. sylvestris, 801 nucleotides. Its product is annotated as hemiasterlin resistant protein 1-like. Lineage: Eukaryota; Viridiplantae; Streptophyta; Magnoliopsida; Lamiales; Oleaceae. The record is from RefSeq and is a predicted model, not a curated record. Gene Ontology annotation, biological process: mitochondrion organization. Gene Ontology annotation, cellular component: mitochondrion; nucleus. Bases 103 to 537 code for a protein of 144 amino acids. The transcript has 5 exons.